AUGACUGCCGAAGCAGCCCCAGCCCUGGGCCUUGAGGGCCAACUCCAUGAGGAGUAUAUUGACUACUCGGAAGACGAUUCGGCAGCUCCUGCUGCCGUCGCAGAAGGCUCUCACAUCACUUCAUUUCCUGCCAACGCCCAUUUUGUCACCGAUGAAGUGGACUACACUGGAACGAGCGCAUUAGGGCCGGGCCACCAGACCAUCGACCAACAGGUCGAUGCGGAGAUUGAUGUUAUUUCUGUUGCCGCCGAUACAUCACUACAGCCAGGCGACCUAGAUCCCACUGAUGGGCUUGAAGUCGACGGCGUUGAUUCUAUUAGCGCGAUAGAAGCUGAAGACUCUUACAUGAACGAAGAUGAAUCUCUUACCUACGCCGAUGUUGCCGAACCUGAAUAUGGAUUGGUCGCGGAGAAUGAGAUUAGUUGGGAAGACGGUCCGGCCAACGAGGAAGACGUAACCCAGAACGAGGAAAAUGAGCACGAGGACAACGAGGUCGAGAACAGUCAGGACGAAGACAACCAGGACGAAGACAACCAAGACGAGAGCCACAUUUCUCUUGAGAAAGAUGAAUGGCAACUGGUGGCAGCGAAGGAAGGCCUCUCACAGGGCGGCAUGAGCCCUGCGAACAGUGCUGGGGAAGAAGAACCGGAAGCUCACGAGGUCGAUCAAGGGCUUGCGGACUCUUCAAACGACGCUAAUAACUUGGAUGCGAAUCUUGAUGUAUUUGACGUGGCCGAUGUUGAUGCUGGCCUCGAUGAACAGCAAGUUGCCGAACCCCACACCACGGAAGUCAAUGACCUGCACGAGAUAGACUUCAACGAUGGCGGCAACGUAGCAAUUAUCGAUGCUGUAGUGGGAACCAGCGAUACGCGUUCAGAGAAUCCUCCAGACUACCAAGAGACCGACGGCGAUUUCCCGACGGAACAAGAUGCCGAGGAUCAUCCCAUGGGCGUAGACACGGAAUCGCAGCCUGAGGAUGAGAUUGAGAGCAUUAUGGCUGUUGCCAACGCUGACCAGACCAAUGUUGAGGAGACCCAUGAUGAUGUCGUCAACGCCGAAGACUAUGACGCAGUUGCUGAAGAUUCGUCUGUUCGCGAGCACGUGGAAUUCGAUGACGAAGUUCUUGCCGACGCGCGAUCGUCUGUAUCGGCUGAGACGCCGAUUCACGAAGAGAUGGAAAUCCCCGUUAUCACUGUCUCGUACAAGGGCAUCGACUAUCCUUUCUUCUAUGGGUCUCCAGACAGUCAGGGCAAAGAGUGUUUCUUCAAUGAUCUGACUCUAUUACACUGCAAAAUGGAGGGUGUAUUGGCAGGCUUCCGUCGAGAGCUUGCCAAUGAGUUGGGCCCUUUUGACGAACUUGUGUUCCAAAUCGAUGAGCUUGGCCUUGAGUUCACUGAAUCCAGCCAAGCAGAGGUCUUCUCGGACAUCACGUUGGGCCAGAUAAUUUCCGUGUUCGACUCACUGGUCAAAAACCAGAAUGCCGAUGCAUCCAAGCCCCUCUAUGCGUACUUGACUACGCGGCCGAACUGCAAGAAGCGCUGGCUUUCGCUUGUCGACGAUGCCUACAAUGGCAAAGGACUCGAUGAGAUUAGCUAUUAUUUCGCGUCUCGCGCACAGAGCGAGGUACCCGAGAUCAUGGAUGAUGAGCCUGACCUGAUAGGAGAAGAAGAUAACGCCGAUGCUGCCGCUUGGCCGCAAUCUCCCGCCGAAAGCGGACAUGGUGAGCACAAAUUGCAUGAGGCUGAAAGCGAAAAUGAGGAGAUCAACGAAGACGACGAUGUUGGCGAUGGCAUCACCGGAGAUGACGAUGCCCAGUCGCAGAACGGGAUUGAGGAGAGUUCCUUGCAGCCAGACGAGAGCGCUAUAUCGAUGCCAGACGCUGAGACUGCCAUUGUUGAUGCCGAAGUUUCUCUGAUGGACAAAUCCACCGCAGUUGCAGACCCGAGCGUUGUUGAAGACGGCGGCGACGAGGAAGAUGCAAUGGAGGAUCAGCAGCCCCAAGAGAAUGGGGAGGCAGACGCUGACGCUAGAACCCAAGCUUCAGAGAUCGAUGAACCCGACCCACUCGCCUCGGAAACGCAACACGCAGCUGUUCUCAGCACUGCUAUUGACGCACAGAACAUAUUUGACGACGAAGACGCAGCAAUCAUCGCAGAUCAGGUCGUCGAAAACGCCAAUGAGAAUUUCGCAGAAAAGGUAACCCCUGAUACCAGUGCCACGUCUACCUUGAACGGCGACGAAGAGGUCACCUACGAGAACGAGCUUGAUCUUAACGCCGACCUACAUGAAACGGAGGAUGUUGAAGCCGAGGUUGUCGUCGAAGAUGAUGGGCUAGCGGAGAUUGACUGGAGAGAAUUCUCCGGGCAAGGGGAUGACGAGAUUGCCGUAGAGUCCCCUUCAGCCUCUGGCAAACGCCAGAGGUCGGAUGUGGACGACCUGCUGGAUGCUGAAGCUCAACAAGGUACGAUCAAGAGGUUCAAAAGACUCUGA
Messenger RNA from Colletotrichum fioriniae, 2490 nucleotides. RefSeq lists its product as uncharacterized. NCBI's taxonomy places the organism in Eukaryota, Fungi, Ascomycota, Sordariomycetes, Glomerellales, Glomerellaceae. The record is from RefSeq and is a predicted model, not a curated record.